Hemicordylus capensis (graceful crag lizard) is the source of this 1829-nucleotide messenger RNA. RefSeq names its product granzyme A-like. Gene Ontology annotation, biological process: proteolysis. NCBI's taxonomy places the organism in Eukaryota, Metazoa, Chordata, Lepidosauria, Squamata, Cordylidae. The coding region runs from base 186 to 845 and encodes 219 amino acids. Gene Ontology annotation, molecular function: serine-type endopeptidase activity. The record is from RefSeq and is a predicted model, not a curated record. The transcript has 5 exons.
GGGGCUUCCAGAGAGGCCUCCGACUAGGCCUCCCUGAAGCCUGAACUCGAGUAGGCCCCAAGCAAGGAAGGAGGAAGCAGGCAGCAGACCCUCUGCCCAGACCAGACCAUCCAGAACAGCUAUUGCUAGGUCAAUGUGCAGAUAUAAUUGGAGGAAAAGAAUCACUUCCACACUCAAGGCCUUAUAUGGCUGCCAUCACCCGAGAAAAACGGACUGCGGCUAUAUUUUUGAAGAUAAUAGACUGUGGAGGGACUCUGAUUGACAGGAAAUGGGUGUUAACAGCAGCCCAUUGCUUUCUGUGUAAAAGCCGCCAAAUUGUUCUUGGAGCUCAUUCAUUAAACAGAGAAGAGAGAGGGAAACAGAUCCGUACAAUUACUCAAGUGUUUGUUUACCCAGGCUAUAAUGCACAGACAUUGGAAAAUGACAUUAUGCUUUUGAAGCUUGAUAAAGAUGCCAAGAUAGGAAAAACUGUUCAAUUCAUUAGGCUCCCCAGGACUUCUGAUGAUGUGCCAGCAGGAAACAAGUGCCUAGUUGCUGGCUGGGGAAGAACAGACAAUAGAAGACCAUCUGAAACCCUGCGUGAAGUUAAUGUCACUGUCGUGGAUAGAACAGUCUGCAAUAAUCUGAUACCUUAUAGAAAUAUGAUAACUGAAAACCUGCUAUGUGCGGGAGAGGAGAAUGGAAGCAAGGAUUCUGCUCAGGGUGACUCCGGUGGUCCUUUGAUUUGUGAUGGGGAACAAAGAGGCAUUGUCUCCUUUGGUGAAGUAGGAUACCCUGGGGUCUAUACUCAUCUUACCAAAGACUACAUCGCAUGGAUAAAGAAAACCAUGGAAGACAACGCAUAGAUAUUAUUUCUUGAUCUCCUUAGUAUAACGUUUUUGCUUGUUUGUGCAAAAUGCUUACCUCAUUCAUCUCUGUAACUGUACUGUUAUAUAUAUAGCAACUAGUCUAUGAUUUCCACUUCCACAGGUGGGCAAGAGAGGGAGAAUAUCAUAUCCAAGGCCAGCUGUAGGACUAAAAGACUAAGUUUGACCAUUCCUGUUCUAACAUUCUGUCAAUUGGCUCUGUAAUAACUGGUUACCUCUAGGACCGUGCAAGGUUGGACAUGGCCUGAUAUGGGCCAGAUUGGAGGGUGUCAGGGAUACAUCGAUUGCAACCUAGAGAAAUCUAGUUCAGGUUGGAGUUCUCUGAUGCCAUUUGGGGAACUUUAGAGCACUUCAGAGUCCACAUUUUCUCUCUCCCAAUUUUGGCUGUGGAUGACAAAAGCCAUCUUCUGGCAUCUCUCUGCCCGCCUACUUAGCCAAGCAUUUCCCCCUUUAUUUUUAUAAACAUAAAGCAGCCAAUGUCCAGUUUUCACAUCAUUUCCUCUGAGUGUCCCUGUUAUUACAUCACUUCCCCUGAGAUUCUUGGAUGUUACAUCACUUUUGUUUUGUGAUUCUCUGCUUUCCUUAAAAAAAUAAAAAAUAAAAACAAUGGAAGGUCAGAUUUACUUCUAAUUAAAUACACAGUGUCCAGCUAUUCUGGUAUGCCAAAUUUCAGAGUUCCCGGGGUUCUUGUUUUGUUAUGUUUUUCAGAGAUUUUUUCUUUCUUUCCCCAUAUGGGAAUUUUCACCCAUCAAAGAAAGUGGUGGUAUUCCUGACUAUGAAAAGGACUGAACUGACAUCUGUGGUUCUGGAUCACCAGAAUCUGAAUACAGCCAAAUUAGGAAUCCUAACUAGUUGUUUGCUUAUGAGAUAUAGCUACAGCUCUAGGUAUCCUAAUUAUGAUGCAUCAGCCUUUUUACUGCAUAGGCCUAUUUUGCACGAAUCAUUAAAAGGCAAUAACAUCAA